Drosophila persimilis is the source of this 1816-nucleotide messenger RNA. Its product is annotated as zinc finger protein 316. Bases 24 to 1739 code for a protein of 571 amino acids. The transcript is spliced from 4 exons. Gene Ontology annotation, cellular component: nucleus. Gene Ontology annotation, molecular function: RNA polymerase II cis-regulatory region sequence-specific DNA binding; zinc ion binding; DNA-binding transcription factor activity, RNA polymerase II-specific. The record is from RefSeq and is a predicted model, not a curated record. Gene Ontology annotation, biological process: regulation of transcription by RNA polymerase II. NCBI's taxonomy places the organism in Eukaryota, Metazoa, Arthropoda, Insecta, Diptera, Drosophilidae.
AAAUAUAAAAAUAUUCUGAAAAAAUGAUUUGUCGUCUGUGCCUGAACACGCUGGACGAGCAGAAUGCCGUCCUACUGUUCGGUGGCACCGUUCCCCCCGACGCCCCGCCGGACAGCGACAGUGCAGCGGCAGCAGGAACAGGAGCAGGAGCGCCAGCAGCAGCCAACAACAAACCAGUGCCGGAAAGCUAUUUGGUCCAAUUGAUCUCGAUCCACUUGUAUCUCUGCCUGUCACGCGAUGAUGCCAUCUCCACCUGCAUCUGCACCGACUGCUGCGGGCAGCUGGAGAGCUUCCACAAUUUCUGGAAGCUGGUGGAGCUAAAGCAGACGACACUGUGCAGCCAGUUUCUGGAGAUUGACUGCGAUGUGAACUGGUCGGAGGAGGGCGAUGUUGUUGAUGUCGAUGUUGACGUCGAUGAGGCGUCCCCUUGCCAGCUCCUCAAGGAGGAGCCUGAGUACGCCGAAUCGAAGACUGUCGCAGCAGCGGCGACGGCGUUGGCAGUCAACAAGUUUCCGUGCAUGUUUUGCGAAAAAUCCUUUAAGAUGCGCCGGUAUCUAGAGGAGCAUGUGGCCACCCAUACGGGCGACCGGCCAAUUGCCUGUCCCUACUGCGAAAUGGCCUUCCGCUGCCGCUCUAACAUGUACACGCACGUGAAGAGCAAGCACACUACCCAGUGGCUGAAGGCGCGCGAAGAGCGCGAUGCGGCCAAGUCCCAGAAUCAGGUGCAGACCCAGCCAGAUGUAUCCAGCGAACUAGCUGUGAUCAAAGAAGAGCCGCCACCAGCACCUACAGUUUCGCUUCCUUCUCCGCCGCCGCCGCCGCCGCCACUUCCACUGUCCGCCAUCAAGAGUGAUUCCAUCGAAGCCAUCAACUUAACGAUGGCCAAAACGUCUCCAUCCACGAUCCGCUCACGCACGACUCGGUCCAGCCGCCGCAAGACCCAGUCCCCCAAGAAGGUCCAAAACACCGAAUGCAGUGCCAGCGACGGCGAUGGGGAUGUCGAUGUCAAGGACAACAGCAGCAGCAGUCCAGUGCAUCACGAGCAUCACCACAACAAGCGCCUCAAGGAGAACGAACUGAUGCUGGCCAAUUACAAUGCAGUGGCCGCCGCUGUGGUGGCGGCGGCCUCGUUCAGCGACCGGACUGCCACCGGGCCGGCGGACAGCCUGCAGCAGCGUCUGUGUGCGAGCCUACUCCUCCAGCAGCAGCAGGAUCUCUUAACGGCCAUGACGGCAGCGGCGGCGAGUACGAGUGCAGCCACCACCAUAACGACAGGAGCAGGCGGAGGGCUGUCGCAUCCAUACAGCUCUGUGGCUGGAAUGCUGGACAAGCGGCGGCACAGAAUGGAGGAUAGCGCUCCUCUGCCUGCCACUGGAACGCCCAUCAUUUGUCCCAGCUGCGGGGAGCUGCCCGGCCAGAAUCAUCGCUGCCUGACAAAGCCCAAAUAUGCCUGCGAAGUGUGCGGCAAGUGCUUCAAGAUGAAGCGCUACCUGGAGGAACACUUUGCCACGCACACGGGCGUCAAGCUGCACACCUGCUCCUUCUGCCCCACAGAGUUUCGCUCCAAAUCGAAUAUGUACCACCACACGAAGCGCAAGCACAAAGUCGAAUGGGAGCGUUCGAGGGCCACGCGCACCGCUGCCGCUGCCAAAACGGUACAGACAGGUGCUGCCGGUGCUGUCCAGGAGGCAGCAGCCACAACAUCCGUUGCCGCUUAUGUGGACGCAGGGCACCCAUAGUUUUUAUAUUUGUAUUAUUCCUGUACUAUUCUAUGUUUUGUAUUGCAUGCUAGCCCAUAAUGUAUUUUAUGUACUUA